Messenger RNA from Chaetomium strumarium, 1895 nucleotides. RefSeq names its product CobW/HypB/UreG, nucleotide-binding domain-containing protein. The record is from RefSeq and is a predicted model, not a curated record. Lineage: Eukaryota; Fungi; Ascomycota; Sordariomycetes; Sordariales; Chaetomiaceae. Gene Ontology annotation, cellular component: cytoplasm. The transcript has a single exon. The coding region runs from base 428 to 1651 and encodes 407 amino acids.
CUGCCCCAGCCUCUAUAACGACUCCAGCCAGUAGGGCUACUGUUUAAAAACAGUUGUCUCUACACGCCUCCUAGCUUUCCCCGUUGAACACGGCCACUCCGGGAUUUCAUUCCGGUAUCGAUAACCGUUUACAAUUCAUCGCCCCUGCCAAGACCCUGCCCCUCCAACAUCGCGGCGUGGGGUGAUCCGUAGACCACUUCCUUUGCCAGUAAAUACAUUAUACCUCAACUUACCGUCCUUCAUUAGGCACAUUUGUCAUCUUUACUCAGAGCAGGCUCUACUUCGCAGGACUCCGUGAGCCCCACGCCAAACACACAAGAUAACGUGGAACCCCUUAGCUGUCGCGCCCUUAACCCUACAGCGCAACAAAACCCGCUGUAGCCCGGCUGACACACCACGGGAGAGAGUCACACACCACAGGCACACCAUGACCCAAACCAACGAUGAUGAACCCCCCACGUCCAACAACAACAACUACAACAACAACAACAAGAGAAAACCCAUCCCUAUCACCAUCAUAACGGGCUUCCUCGGCGCGGGCAAGACGACGCUGAUCCUGAAGCUCAUCCCGCAGCUGCGCGGGCUCAACCCGUCGUACAAGCUCGCGCUGCUCAAGAACGAGUUCGGCGACGUGGCCGUCGACUCGCAGCUCGCGUCGUCGUCGGCCAUCGCGGGCGUCACGGAGCUGCUCAACGGCUGCAUCUGCUGCAACCUGGUCGGGCAGCUGGGCCCCGCGCUGGCCGAGCUGCGCCGCACGACCGUGUGCCCGGACCGCGUGAUCGUCGAGACGAGCGGGAGCGCCUUCCCCGCCACGCUCGCGCUCGAGGUCAACAGGCUGGCGAGGGAGACCGGCGGAGAGUAUGUCCUCGAUGGCGUCGUCAGUGUGAUCGAUGUGGAGAACUGGGCCGGGUAUGAGGAUACCAGCUACACGGCCAAGGUGCAGGCCAAGUAUACGGAUCUGGUGGUGUUCAAUAAGUGGGAAGGGUGUGGGGAGCGGCGGUUUGAUGAGGUGCUGGACCGGCUGGGGGAUAUGGAGGUCGAUGUUGCGUGGGUGAAGAGUGAUAAGGGGUGGGUGGAUAUGAACGUGGUGUUUGGGGUGGAUGGCGGGUUGGCGAGGGGGUUGGUGGAGGAGGAGGGCGAUCUCAAUCCUGCUGCUGCUGCUUCUGCUGCCGCCAAUGGGGAAUGCAAACAGGGGGAUGGCUGCGGGCACGGGCUGGGAGAGGCGCAUCAACACCACCAGUCCGAGGUCGAGGUGCUGUCGGUCGAGUUGAAGGGAGAGGAGGAGGGUGCGGCGGUCGAUGCCGACAAGCUGCUGGGCUUCUUGAAGAGCGCGCCCAAGGACGAGGUGUAUCGCAUCAAGGCCGUGCUGACGGCUUCUGGGACGGUCCGGAACUCAGACGAAGACGUGCCGCUGCCGUCACCGGCACAUCCGAGGAACAGGUAUAUUCUGAACUGGGCCUUUGGGCGGUGGACAUUCACGCACGUGGGGGACGGCAUUGCGGAGCACGACUCGACUACCAAUGCGACGCUGAGGAUGACCAUGAUCUUGGCGAGGUAUGAGAGCACGAAGUGGAAGAAGAAGCUGGAGGCUGGCGGGUUGCUAGAGCUAGAGGGCACCAAGGGGCUAUUGACGGUUAAGAAGGUCAAUUAGACCAUGUACGAGAUGAUAGAGAACUGGAUGUGGCUUGGGAAUAGAGGUAGACUUUUGCAUAUAUAGAUCACCGACACAAUACUACAGUAGUACAUAAUCGCACUAAUCAUCAAGUCGGUGCCGAUGAGGUCCCCGCCUCUCCGUAUUCGGCAGAGUCAGCGGCAUGAGAGUGGUAUACGAGCUGCGGAGUGGGCAAGCUAGUGCUGACCGCGGUUCGGUCGGCAUAGCGCGUGUGUCAAGGGAC